AUGUCAGAAGCUUCAAAUAUUCCAAAGUUUACUGUCAAUCUUUCUCAGCCACCGGAAGAUCGCUACAACCAUAUCAUUCCUCAUUUCCAACAAUCUAUCGACUCAUGUAACUUGAGUUGGCUUUAUUGGAUACUACUCAUGGAUUUGGCGGGCUCAUCCAUAGGAAAUCACAUUGCUACUGUAUCGCGAUACAUUCUGCGCCGCGUCUAUUCCAAUGAAGAAACGGCCGAGUUGGCUGGGAUUUCAAAAGGCAUGAAUAUGCCUAUGCACAUCCUUGUCGCCUUCAACGUUCUCUUAGAUCUUUUGUUGGGAUGCACAAGCGGGGGUGUUCGUACUUUCGACUCGCCAAUUUCAAAGGGAAGAACUCGAAUGUUGCAUUUUCGUACCCUGGACUGGGGUAUGGAAAGUCUUCGACAUAUCGUUGUUGAGCUCGAUUUUGUUCGUCAUGCUGGAGGGCCUGUUGUCGCAACAGCCAUCACUUAUCUUGGUUAUGUUGGGGUACUGACAGGUGUCAGAAAAGGCCUGAGCAUAAGCUUGAAUUUUCGACCGUGUCACGCAAGAGAGACAAUCCGGCAAAGACUGUCUUUUAGGUGGAAUCAGGCCAUGGUAGUUCUUGGCCACAGACAAUCUAUAUCGAGCGCCUUGAGAGAUAUCCUACUGGAUGAAUCUGCAGAAGCCGAUAAUAAGACCGAAACAUCCAGAGACUUUACGGACACGGCAGCACAAGGUGUUUCAGAUGAGUACGUACAAAGGAUUUUAAGCAGGCUCUCUACUUCUAAAUCAAGCGCGGCAUACCUCAUCCUCUGUCAACCAGAACGCGUAUUCUUAGUAGAAAAGGACAACAAAGCAGCUAACAUACGCGACUCGGACACAUUUUUGACUGCUUGUAACCAUGAUAUGAAGCAUGAAGAUGAUCCUUCACUUCUCCGCGAAGCUGCCGCUGAGUUGGAACAGGCUGAUGACGCACUCGGUAUGGCAGACCUAGUAGGUCUAUCUGUGGACAGAAAGAGGCACUUGGAAGGCCUAUGGAGGGAAAGAACCUCUGCAUGUCAAAGGAGGUACAAGCAAGAAAGGGAUGUUGUGACCCAGCGCGAUGUCAUCAAGUUUCUGAAGGACGAUGAGAUCAAGAAUGAGGAAACGCACUACGCGGUCAUAAUGGAUCCAAAGGAUGGAACGAUAACCUGGAGAAAAAAGUAUGAGGUAGAGGAGUCAAGUUCCGACUGA
This is a messenger RNA of Fusarium venenatum, 1224 nucleotides long. RefSeq names its product beta subunit of N-acylethanolamine-hydrolyzing acid amidase-domain-containing protein. Gene Ontology annotation, molecular function: hydrolase activity, acting on carbon-nitrogen (but not peptide) bonds. NCBI's taxonomy places the organism in Eukaryota, Fungi, Ascomycota, Sordariomycetes, Hypocreales, Nectriaceae. The record is from RefSeq and is a predicted model, not a curated record.